This is a messenger RNA of Talaromyces atroroseus, 1122 nucleotides long. RefSeq lists its product as hypothetical. The record is from RefSeq and is a predicted model, not a curated record. Gene Ontology annotation, biological process: negative regulation of transcription by RNA polymerase II. Gene Ontology annotation, molecular function: RNA polymerase II transcription regulatory region sequence-specific DNA binding; DNA-binding transcription factor activity, RNA polymerase II-specific. The transcript has a single exon. Lineage: Eukaryota; Fungi; Ascomycota; Eurotiomycetes; Eurotiales; Trichocomaceae. Gene Ontology annotation, cellular component: nucleus. The coding region runs from base 1 to 1122 and encodes 373 amino acids.
AUGGUUAUGAUCACAUGUCCGUGUGGCCGACUUCGUAAAGAGAAGCGUUGUAAUGCUGCUCGAGUCUCGGGCAAAAGUCAAGCAGCACAAAGCGAGACUCCGCCGACGGUAGCGCCGCUGAAAUGCGAUGAUGAGUGUGCGCGUCUUGAACGGAAUCGGUCUCUCGCAUCCGCAUUGAAGAUUGAUAUUGAUUCUUCCACAACUUUGAAUCAGAAUCAUUCGGCGCCAAUCUCUACUAAUACUACUACCCUACCUUACUCCGACGAAACGCUUGAUUUAUACGUCCAGGUCUCGUCAUCCUCGACUCUUUCCACACUUCAAGACUACGAGGCGACAUUGUAUAGUCUGGCAACUAGCGCCACGCAACGCUCUGUUCGGUUCCAGCCUGCCAAAGCCCCCCUCCGUGCAUUCGUGCAUUCUCUUGCCUCGGACUGGGGCUUUGCGUCCGAGAGCUUCGAUCCCGAACCCCACCGUCAUGUUUUCGUGCUGAAGCCUACGCAAUGGGCUUCCCCCGGAUUCGGUUCAGGCUCGGGGGUUGGCAUCCGAGGAGUGGCCGUUGGUGAAUGCGUACGCAUUCGUGAUCGUGAACUCUUUAAGGAGCGGGAAGCGAAACGCCUUGCAGCCGCAGAGGCGAAGGCUCUGAGGGAAGCCUUGAAGGCAACAUCUGCGGAAGGUGCUGACGGUGGCGGAGGAUGGGCACAGGUGGCUUCUUCGCGCAGAAAGCAGUUGCAGCCGGGUUCCGACGGCAAUUCUGCCCAUUUGACACGCGUGAACACGCCGAUGGCUCAGCUUACCGCUCGGGGUGCUGGCACUGGGUCUAUGUACGCUGCCUUGGGUCUCGAUGUGGCGCCCUCUUUCAUUAACGCCGGUAGUGCAUCCAAAAAGAAAGACGGCCUUCUUGUCCUCCGCUCAGGCGUCGGUUCUUCUAGAAAGAAGAAAGCCGAGCAGCAGGAGCAAGAAAUUCAGGAUCUUGCCGAUACUUGGGAGGAACAAGUUGAGCGCGAAGAGCACGCCGAGCAGCGAGAGAAAGAAGAAGAAACACGGCGGUCUAGCGAAGAAUUAGAAUCUGAUCGAGAGAUACCAGCACAGGCUCAAGAUGUCACUGUUCAUAGUUCAGAGUGA